Messenger RNA from Babesia ovata, 699 nucleotides. RefSeq lists its product as uncharacterized. The transcript has a single exon. Bases 1 to 699 code for a protein of 232 amino acids. The record is from RefSeq and is a predicted model, not a curated record. Lineage: Eukaryota; Apicomplexa; Aconoidasida; Piroplasmida; Babesiidae.
AUGAGUAGCACAAAAGGUGGAUUGGAAGUAGUUUUUCAUGAAGACUUGAUAAGAUCUGGAUAUCAGACAUUAAAGAUAAACUCGCAUAAAGGCGCUGUGCUCAUAUCCAAAGAUCCAUUUUACAAUCGACAUGUACCCAUGAGAUUUGUCUGCGGCAAGGCACCCCACCUAUCUAUUUUGUCGAUCGUGAAUGGUAACAGACCUGCGUCGGACACAUCUGAACACCACAUUCCACAGAUUACGGAAUCGUCGGAGCAAUACAAUUGGCAUGUCGUUGAAGUUGCCGUCGAGACCACGGACCCGUACAUGCAAGGCUGCGGCGUUACGUAUGCAUCGGAUGAGUUAUUCAAGCCGGAGACACCCCAACUCUACGACGGUGAUGGGCAGCCUCAGUUCGGCUGCAAGAUUGACCUUCAGGCUGCCAAGGAAGCUGCGUUCUACUGCCCGGCGCCGUACGUCCUGGACCCACCCAAAUGUUUUAGGCAAGUCUCCGUGGACGGCAUAACCAAGAAAAUAACUGCAGUCAGCAAGUCGUUGGUAACUUCAGAAUCCAACCAUUUUGCCAUCCUGCGUUUCGAACGUUGGCGAGUAGGCUCAGGAGAGACGCUUCGCCAUACACCGCCCUUGCAAUGCCGCUGCGUGACCACCAAGGGUAUCGUUCUCUCAACCAUCCAGAUCGAGAACUACUACGCCAAGUAA